AUGGUAGAUUUGCGUCAACAGUUGAAGCGAAAAGCAGAAACCAAUGUAACUUUAACACCAAAUAUAAACUCUACUAAAAAUUUAUCAAAAACUCAAAGUUUUAUAUUUGAUUCUGUUACUGGUAAGAAAGCCUUCUUGGGACAGUAUGCCAAUCCCAGCAAUCCAACAAAUGGCGUUAAGGCUGAAUAUGAAAACAUAUGUGCAAGUAAAAAGCUUGAUAUGUGUGGUGUUCUGUUAAAAUCAUAUGCGUCAAGACGAGAACUACAAAAGAAAAUCGCUACAACUCCUCCUAUGCUAAAUUUAACUUCAAAUCUUUGUGAAAAUGUACAACCUCGAAGUUGGACUGUUUCUGCAAAAGACAAAACACCUGGCAUGCAGUCGCUUUCACUCUUAAAUAAAGUGGAUGUACCGAAACAGAAUCUCACAAUAACACCUGGAAAGAUUGUUGAGUAUGCUACUGAUCAAAAACCUUUGGUACCUCUUGAUAAAACAUGGACUAAUCCAAUUAUAGGAUCUGAUAAGGUUCUUGGAUUGCCCUCAGUUGUUUCUAAAAAGGGAUUGUCCCGCAGCAAAGCAUUUGAUAAAGUUUUUUCUACCGUAACAUUCACCAAGCAAAUGUUGCAUACUAUCGAUGUGAUUGGUCAAGUCGAUGAUAAGUUCAUUGCGUGCGUGUUGAAGAAUGAAAGCAUGCUUGUUCUAGUUGACCAGCAUGCAGCUCACGAGCGAAUAAGAUUGGAAAAACUAUUGAAGCAAAUAGGGUUUUAUAAGAAUGAAUUGACUGAAAAGUCAAUUAAAAAUCAAGUGACUCGAUUAAACCCUCCAGCCCAUAUUUUGUUCGAACAAAAGGAUAUGGAGCUAGUAAUGCAUUACAGAAAAGAGUUUGGAGAUAUUGGAUUAAACUUUUCUGUUGUGAAGAAAAAGCAUAAUAAUUCAAUAAUGCAGAAAAUGCUACUUUCAAAUCUUCCUGCAAUGUUUGUAAAUGUUUGUGAGUCGCAGCUGGAGGCAAAAGGAAGUGUAGUGAAUAGCGAUUUAGUCAAAGAGUUCAUUUUAGAGCAGUUGAAUUAUUUAAGAACAGCAAGUGGAAGAUGUAACAUGUCUUCGACUACGAUAUUCAAGGUGCUUGCAUCACACGCUUGUCACGGUGCAAUAAAGUUUGGGGACAAGCUAUCGUUGAGCACAUGUAAUAAUAUCAUGAAGGAAUUGUCGAAAUGCGAUUUACCAUUUCAGUGUGCUCACGGUAGACCAUCAAUAGCACCAUUGUUGAAGUUAGAUAUGAUCGGGAAAUUGUCACAUUGCACCACACAGAAAUUGAAUCUAUCUAAAUUACGUCAGAACAUUGUUUAG
Hydractinia symbiolongicarpus is the source of this 1344-nucleotide messenger RNA. RefSeq names its product DNA mismatch repair protein Mlh3-like. Gene Ontology annotation, biological process: mismatch repair. NCBI's taxonomy places the organism in Eukaryota, Metazoa, Cnidaria, Hydrozoa, Anthoathecata, Hydractiniidae. The coding region runs from base 1 to 1344 and encodes 447 amino acids. Gene Ontology annotation, molecular function: ATP hydrolysis activity; ATP-dependent DNA damage sensor activity; ATP binding. The record is from RefSeq and is a predicted model, not a curated record. Gene Ontology annotation, cellular component: mismatch repair complex. The transcript has a single exon.